ACGCCCAUCAGGGCCAUCCCACACUCCGCCCCCUGUCCUUUCCCCGGCCCGCCUGCCGCUUUUCCUCUUGCAGCAUCGUCUCCCAGACUCUCCAGCGGCCGAGUAGCGAACUCGGCGCGCUGCGCCAUGGCAGACAAUGGCCCUCAGGGGGAUGGCAGCAGCUGCCCUACCUACGUCCCGGAUCCAGCUUUGUGGGCAACGCAGAUCCCCUACAGCCCGCCGCAGCAGUCAGGCGGGAGGCCGCCCUCGCCGCCGCCCGCCGCCGCCCAGCCUGCAGCAGCAGCAGCCGAGUUCUGGGACGCAGUUCUGGGCUGGACGGCGGCCCAUGACCCCCCGGGAUGCCUUGACGACGAUGCUGGCCGUGAUGACAGACACUGCGCCAUUGGCGCGGUUCAUGUCCGGGCAUGACAACUUUGCCGCGGCUUUUCAGAAGGACAAUGUGGACAUGGAACUGCUGCACCAGCACCAGCAAACAGCCCUAGAGCAGCUGAAGGCCACCGCCGAGGCAGCAAAUGCGGCAGAUGAGGAGCCCAGCCCACCAGCAGAGGAGUUGGAAGAGGUUCAGGCGGCAGCUGUGCUUGCUGUCUUGAGCCCCGGCGGCGGCAAGCGGACAAUCAGCCGAGCUGGUGACCCAUUGCAGCCGUGCGAGCUGAACAUGGAUGCAGCCCUCGUGGAGGAGGUGGCUGCACCAGCCCAGCAGCAGCAGCAGCAGUUCCACCACCAGCAGCAGCAACCUAGCAUGCCACAGCAGCAGGGCACAGCUGCCCAGCAGGAGCAGCAACAGGGCAUGCUGCCGAGCAUGCCGCAGCCGCACGGCACAGCUGCCCAGCAGCAGCAGCAGCAGCAGCAGCAGCAGCAGCAGGGCAUGCUGCCAAGCAUGCCGCAGCCGCACGGCAUUGCUGCCCAGCAUCAACAGGGCAUGAUGCAGCAGCAGGGCACAGCUGCCCAGCAGCAGCAGGGCAUGCUGCCAAGCAUGCCGCAGCCGCACGGCAUUGCUGCCCAGCAUCAACAGGGCAUGAUGCAGCAACAGGGCACAGCUGCCCAGCAGCAGCAGGGCAUUCUGCCGAGCAUGCCGCAGCCGCACGGCACAGCUGCCCAGCAGCAGCAGCAGGGCAUUCUGCCGAGCAUGCCGCAGCUGCACGGCAUUGCUGCCCAGCAUCAGCAGGGCAUGCUGCAGCAGCAGGGCACAGCCGCCCAGCAGCACCAGCAGCAUGGGGGGAGCACAACACACCUUCACCCUCUGUCUCAAUCGAUGAUGCAAUCCGUCCCUAUGCACCAGCAGUUCCUACCACCCAUGGGCCCCGCAGCGGCAGCCUUGCCGACAAGCUUCCUCAUGGAGCAGACGCUCAACAUGGCAGCACCAUACCAACACGUGCUGGGUGGCGACGGCUUCGGCAUGCUGGCUAACUCGGCAUCCAUGAGCCAGUACCAGCCCCACCUGGUACACCGGAUGGGCCCUGGAGCAGCAGCGCAACAGCUGUUCAUGGGGCGGCAGCAACCUGCCCUUCACCCGCACCCGCAGCAUGCCAUGCUUCAGGGGCUGCUGCUGCCUAGAGCAUCUGAUGGCAGUUACAUUGGCAGCUUUGUCGGCAGCGCACCUGCAGCUAUAGGCGGGGCUGGCGGCAGCAGGGGCAGCAAAGGCGGCUCUGGCGAGGACAAUGGCGGCGGCAGCGGUGCAGACGGCAGCAAGGAGGGACAGAGGAAGGCUCGGAAUGGCUCGCGGCGGCGGCUGCCGCCACAGCGGCGAGACCUCCCCACACUGGCUCACUUUGAGCAACUGGGGGGGCUGCCUGCGAUCUACGAGUGGUGGACCAACGACUUGCUUGACAAUGGGAUGAGUCGGCAGGAGACGGAGGAGCAGGAGCAGGCCUGCAACCCAGCUGCGAUGCCAGAGUGGCGCUCAGGGAUCGACAAGCGACGCUUCAAUGAGGUGAAUAAGCUCAUCACCUACAUCGAGGAGCAUGCGGCCACCCUGCAGCAACAAACCAAGCAAGCGGUAUCCCGAAUGGAGAUGGCUCGACAACUGGAGAAGGAGCGGCAAACUGCAGCUAUCAAGCAUGGCGGCAAGCAGAAGAAGCAGACCCUGAACUCCCUGUUGAAGCAGCUGCAGAAGCAAGGUGGCAAGGCCAAGAGGGCUGCAGCUGCAGCAGCAGCGGAGCAGCACAGCAGCGGCAGGGAGAGCGAGCAUGACGGCAACGAUGCAGGCGGCGACUAGGCACGCUCUUGACUGUUGCUAGAGAUUGCAUGUUACAUUCUUGUUGUAAUGUGCCCCCAGUUAUUCGGGCAAUGGACAGAGGAGCAAGAAAGGAGAGGUGAGGGCAGGGUGGUGAGGGUCUGGUGUGAGAUGAUAUCAAGAGGUUGGAUAGAAAGGAAGGUGUUGCAGGUGCAGCUCUCUCUGAAGGAUAGGCCAGGCUUGGCUCAUACUGCCCUGGGCUGCUGCACUUGCAGCAGCCUGCCCAACCGCUGCAAGUCGUUGCCCCCACAGAUCCCUUUCCUC
This is a messenger RNA of Chlorella variabilis, 2497 nucleotides long. Its product is annotated as expressed protein. Lineage: Eukaryota; Viridiplantae; Chlorophyta; Trebouxiophyceae; Chlorellales; Chlorellaceae. The transcript has 6 exons. The coding region runs from base 137 to 2215 and encodes 692 amino acids. The record is from RefSeq and is a predicted model, not a curated record.